CGAAUGUCAAGUAAUGAAUAUAGUGAGUAAACGACUACGGUCUACGACCUGCAAUUGCUGUGACUCUAACUUACUGCCACAUUAAUGCAGUAAUACAUUACUUUUGGGUGGAUGGAAGCUGAAAACUUUUGUAUUUAGUUGGACAUACGACAAACAUUCAAUCUCCGAACUCCGAGUUCUUACGAAAUACAAAUAUUUGUACUUCCGAAUUCGGAGUUCAUUCGGCAAGCAUAAGACUUAUAUUAACCUAACCUGUCUUAAUUCAGUCAUUAUUAUAAUUUAGCCAAUACGUAACCGUGUAUAACUACAAUAUUAUGUCUUGUCAAACAACGUAUUCUCGUCAAGUAUUGCAACGAGUCAGUGACCGUAAAAAAAGGAAACUUGCCAUUGACGAUUCUGAUGAAAUAUCAUUAACCCGUAAUUUAGAUUUAUUCAUAGAUUCUCAGUUAAAAGUGAUUGAAGAUUCCCAAACAUCAUUGAAAGAGCAUAGAGACUUGUUUGGUGAACUCAUACCACGAGAUGAGUUUGUCAGUAACGCAGAAACUAAAAACAAAUCAACUAAAAAAAAACCAGUAUCUAAGAAAAAGAAACAACCAAGUGAAGAAAUUAUGAUUGAUAGUCCAAUAAUAAGACCAAAAAGGGUGUUUAUUCCUACCCCGAAGUUCAUGAAGAUAAUGAAGGAGGCGCAAACAGAAUUGUACUCCUUAAUGGGUGUUAACAAAAGUUCAAGUGACAUUUCAGUUGUAACAACUGAUAGCCUUAAUGUUAGUGGAAUACAAGAUUUACAAGUUAGCCCUAUAAAAAGUACAAGGAAUGAGUCUAAAACAAAUUCAAAGAAUAAUGAUAAUGACAAGGAAUCUCGACGAGUUCUUGAAGGAGUUGUUGCAUUUGUUGAUUACAAAAUUGACAAUGAUCGCAGUGGUUCAUGUAUUACCCAAUGUCUCAUUAAUUUGGGUGCCAAAGUAGAAAAAUCAUUCAAUCAAAAAGUUACCCAUGUGAUGUUUUGUGAUGGCUUACGUAGUACAUAUAAUAAAGCAAUCAAACGUAACAUUCCACUUGUAUCAGCAAGGUGGAUGGAAUAUAGUAAAUUAGCUAAUAAGAUGUUGGAUCCAGAUGACUAUCCUCCCGUUGAUAUGGAAAAGUAUAAAAAAACACCAGCAACAAACAUUAAUAUUCCAAUAAGCAAUACGUAUAAAAAAUUCUUAAGACCAAGUAAUAUUGAACGUGAUCAGAUAUUUAAAUCUAAUUGUGAUAAUCUUAUGAAAAGAUUUAUCAACUUCAAUAUGAAACAGAAUAAUGAAAAUAAGGAAAACAGUCCUAUCACUGAAAUCCCCAAAAAAUGUAGUGUUAACAAAUUAGAUGAUCCUAACAAAACAAAUGAUAUUGUUAAUAUAUUAUCUGAUCAACUAUGUAAAGUAUUAAACAAUAUCGAUAGUCCAGUACCAGAUGACCAAAUAGAUGAGCUAUAUAUUCCAAUGUCAAUUAAAGUACUAAGAAAAUAUCUCACACCCAAUGAAAAGGAGAAUACAACUUCCACAGAACUAGAUAAUGAACUAGCUAAAAUUGAAGAAAGGCUAAAUUUAAAUGUUCAAGCUAGACAACGAUUUCGUAAGCUAUUAUUUCCUUCAAAAGGGAAUUUGAAUAACACAAGCAAUGUCAGCGAUUUCCCAUCACCGUCGCCUCAAAAAUUGAGAAUCAGUGCUCCUUCAAGAUUAAUUAGUACAAGGAAGAAAAAAACAAUGCUUGAUAAUAAAUUGUUACCCAAUAACAAAAACUUAAACAGUAAUAAAAAAACACCAAUAAAAAACAAUGAUAAAGUCAAUCCCUUAAAAUGGGAAAUACCUUCAGACCUACGUCCAAAAAAAACUAAAAAAAUCACUGUUCAAAAUGUAAAAAAUGUGAAAAUAACUCAAACCAAAGACACUGUUUCUAGUAUUAUGUCCAGAAAUUCUUCUAAAAUAUUCCAAACACCAAAAACCUCUUUAGCUAGUCCUGUAGUGUUACAGUCAAUUGCAUGUAGUGGGAUGACAAAAAGUGAAACAAAUAUUUUAAAAUCAUCUAUACAAGACUUAGGAACAUUCAUUUUUCAUACUAAGAUAGAACCUUCGACUACUUUUUUAAUUACCAAAUCACAACCAAAUCGAACAUUAAAUAUUGUAUUUGCGAUGGCUUAUGGAUGUUUCAUUGUUUCUGAAAAUUGGGUACACGAAUCACAUAAAAUUGGUAGAUGGCUAUCUCAUGAACAAUACUUAAUCUCAGAUCUGUCUGAACGCGUUAAAGAAUUUCAAUUAAGACGUCAUACAUUUGGGUCAUUGUUAACAUUUCAUAUAUUUGAUAAUGUUGGCAAAAUUUACGUAUCAGAUACCUGUGAGCCACCUGCUAAACUCUUGAGACGACUGGUGCGUGCAUGUGGUGGUCAUUGCACGAGUACUGAGACUAAAGCAGAUAUAGUUAUUGGUUAUACACCACAAUUAAAUAAUAAUAUUCAUGAAAAAUGGAUUUUGGAUUGCAUAACCCAAGGGAUAUUGCUAAAUAAGAAUCAGUAUACUGUUAGUUAAUACUAAUGAUACUAAGACCUGAAAUAAUUUUCACCUAUGUUGGCUUUUAUAUAUAAUUUUUAUUUUAUUUAGCUAACUGAUAUGUUUAUUCUAAAAAACUAGUCUUUAUUUCUUUGAACAUUAUUACUCUUCCAAAUUAAAAUGUUUAGUCUUCAAAUUUAUCUAUAUUCUAUCUGUUUUAUUUUUAUUUUAAAUAAUUGUAAUUAUUUAGUUUAAUUUUAAAGGGUUAAAGCAAUUUUUUGUUGCACUGAUUGCUAUAUUAAUUAAUAAUUAUUAUAAAAAAAAUGUAAAACAUUAAUUUUGGUUUUACUAUUUUGGUAUAAUAUUUCUAUGUAUUUUAAUUAUUGCAUGGCUUCACUUAUAUAUCAGUAAGUAGUUUUGUUAUGAUAAGUGGUGGUACUAAAAAAGCUAGUUUAAUUUAAGUGUAUUUCAUUAAUUGUUUUAAAGAGCAUUAAUAUCAAGUUUCAAGUUGAUUUGACUAUUAAAAUAUUAUUUCCUGUACAAACUAUUAUGAAAACUACUCAAUACCACUCAUUCGACUGUUGUAUUUUAAUUUUUAACUAUAUGGUUGAAAGUCAGUUGAAAUGGAGUACAACAAACACAAGUUACUACAUACUCAUAUAUUAUCUUACAAACCAAAACUGUAAUAAAAAAUGUAAGUUUUGUUUUGAAAUAUAAUUACAUUAUAUUGUGAAGUUAGAAAUUCCUUAAAUAUAAUAUAUUAUAUUUAUCUUAAAUAUUAUUUAAAUUAUACCUCUUUAUAAGUAUAUAAUUAUAUGUAUUUAUUAACUUUUUUAUGAUUGUUUUUUUUUUAAUUUGAAAUAUUUUUUUAUUCAUAAAAACACAUUAGAAGAAAGAUAAUUAUAAAUAUUUUCCAAACAUGCAAUCCCAAAAUGAUUCUACAGUUCUUCAUUCAACCAAUUGUACUGUACUUUAAAAACUUAAUAAUUUUUUUUAAAAAAACAUACUAAAUAACAAGUUAUAUAAAUAAUGUUCUUAAAAAUAGUUUAAAAUAAAUUAAUUUGUAUGGUGUAGUAAAAUGUUAGUGUUUAGUUUGUAUUGUAUUGUAAAAAAAAUAUUUUUUUAUUUAAAUUAUAGUUAUUUUAUUUAUUUAUUUUUAACAUUGUGUAUAAUUAUAAUUAUAUUCAUAUAUUUAUUGUACUAUAUAUUAUAUAAUUUAUAAUUUUUGUAACUAAUAAAUGUAUAUUUUCAUAAU
Messenger RNA from Rhopalosiphum padi (bird cherry-oat aphid), 3774 nucleotides. RefSeq lists its product as uncharacterized. Bases 315 to 2558 code for a protein of 747 amino acids. The record is from RefSeq and is a predicted model, not a curated record. The transcript has 8 exons. Gene Ontology annotation, biological process: mitotic cell cycle. Lineage: Eukaryota; Metazoa; Arthropoda; Insecta; Hemiptera; Aphididae.